Molecule: messenger RNA, 3758 nt
Organism: Cercospora beticola
Lineage: Eukaryota; Fungi; Ascomycota; Dothideomycetes; Mycosphaerellales; Mycosphaerellaceae
Biological process (GO): protein phosphorylation; positive regulation of transcription elongation by RNA polymerase II
Cellular component (GO): nucleus; cyclin/CDK positive transcription elongation factor complex
Molecular function (GO): ATP binding; cyclin binding; RNA polymerase II CTD heptapeptide repeat kinase activity
Source: RefSeq, a predicted model, not a curated record
GCGUGACAUGCAGUGAGCCGUCAUGCGUGAGUAGCAUGGGACCUGACCUGUCCGAGGACUUGGUCGAGGACGAAGACCUCAACCUCGCCGCGAGCCGGCCUGCAAGCACGUGAACUAGAUUGUAAUUUUCGACAGCCUCACAGCCGACAACACGCUUCACGCAGCACGAAGGCAAGGAGAGGCAGCUGUUGUGCUAACUAUCGUAGGGGUAUCAUUGUUCGCAUCCGACUGUGGCUUCGUCUCGCCUACGCCAAGCCUGGCUCGCCGAUGGAUGAGGGGCGACUUGCAUCUCGUAACAGCGCGCGCCCGAGUCAACACCUCCAGCAUCAGGAUUGAACAUUUCACAGGUCUGCGCGUAGACAGAGACAGCCAGCGUGGGCAUGGGAAUCGAGUGCAGGCGGCAGUAUCGCGUUUCCCUCGUGUCGUCGUGAUCGGCGUUGCUUUGUCGGGCCGCAUCUCUACCUCUCUUGCGCCCAUCUCUUCUACCUCGACACCUCACCGAAAACCCCAUGGAUCGAGAGACGUCUUCGGGAGUGGCCCCGGGGAAAGAGAGCAGCACGCAGUCGAAGAGCGCCGCCGCACGACCUGCUCGCACCGUGCAGCCCGACCUGCAAAGUUUUGUGAAGCUGCCUUCGCCCGUGCCAGAGGGCAUCAGCAUUUCUGAGCCUCUGCCACAACCCGAGCCAUCGCGCUAUUCCAGGUCGCCGCCGCCCCGCCAUCAUCACCAUCACCACCACCGCUAUCGCGAGCGGAGUCGAAGUAGGAGCAGGCGACGCUCGCGCUCUCGCGGCGCACGCAAGGGCGGAGACGACGACUGGAGACGUCCUUCAUCUCGCCAAGACGACCACCGGAGCUCGCGGUCUCACUUCUCCACGUCGCACAACCACGACGCAUCCGCCGACCGCUCCUUUCACCACAGUCGCUAUCAUCGCACCGAAAACACUGCUCCCGAAUCGGGCUCGGGCCGCCAUCACCAUCGUUCAGCAGAGUGGAAUGAGAGGAGACCGCGAUCGCCGACUACGACAAAAGACGGUGACAGAGUAGACAAUAGGCGCACUGGCGGAAGGCCAGACGACGCAGCUCAUCGAAGAUCGCCAUCGGCAUCAUCAAGCUACUACGAGGACGGUGGUCGUCGGCGACGAGAUCACUCCUCCGAGCGACAUCGCGGGGAACAUCGUAGCAACAGACGAGGCUACGGCCCCAAGGCCUCACAUUCACCACGCCGCCCUCGGGACGCAGAAGUUGAGCAAGGCCUGGGCGACAACAAGAGAUAUACUGAAGGUGAAUCUCGCUCGAGGCGCGGUUCGCCACCUCGAGACAGCAAUCGAAGCAGUCGACGCGAAACACGAUCACCUCGCGGCUACCCAUCUCAAGCUGUCAGCCGUGAAGGCUCGCUGAUUGCUGCCAACCCCGGCGAGGAAACUGCCCAGCGAUCACACAGCCGCGAAAGUCAUCUAUCCCGGGCGACCGAGCGAAAGGAAGACGACGACAUGUACGGUCGUGGAGGGUACGGGCCCCGUUAUGGGGGCUACCACAACAAUCACUACAACCAAGGCGGCUACAACUCGAACUCGCCGUAUCCGCAACAGCAGCAGUCUUAUGGCUACCCCUCAUCUGGCCCCGGAUACUACCAAUCUCAACCUGGAAAACAGUAUGGCAGUGCUUCGCGUGACAGCUUCCCCCGUGCACCACCUCGCGGGGGCGCAGCACCAGUUCGAGGCACUGGCAGAGCUCACUUCGCAAACUUGUCAUGGACGCCCGGUGAUGGCACUAAGGGAGGUCACCUGGUAGAGCCGCAAAAGCCUAAGGAGACCUCUGAGCCGAAAUCCGUGGUUCUCGCGCCUGAGGCCGACGAUGAUGGCAACCCUUAUCGGCCGCCGGUGGAGCUUCGUGCCGAGGAUGAGCAUGCAGCGAAGAAGCGCAAGGUUGAUCUUGCAGCCCCUUCAGCGCUUGGUGCGGACCAGAAGACGGCCGAGCAAAAGGUGUUGGAAGCAGAGAGAGAAAAGAAUAAGAUCAGCUUCUCGAUCAAAGGUCGAGCAAGCAGGGUAGCUGCCGAGGAGAAGGCACCGGUCAUACCGAAGACGGAGACGUCCCCACUGGUCGCGAAGAAGACGCCUGCGGUGAUAUCUCCACUGGUGCAGAGCAAUGCGCCCGCGAAGAGCUCCAAUUACGUCGGCAACACUCGCGUAUCAGACUUGUCACAUCCUCGUCGUCCCGAGCCGCCGGCCACUCGCAAAGAAAAGGUCAGAAAGAAGAGGCUCAAGCCCAAGCCCGAGCUGAGCGACGAUUUCAAGCAAUCCGAAAGUGUCUAUUACCGCAAGACUGGCAACGAGUCAGUGGUGGGUAGUGGCACAUAUGGCAAAGUGUACAAAGCAAUACACGUCUACACCGGAGGCAUGGUCGCACUCAAAAAGAUUCGUAUGGAAGGCGAACGUGAUGGCUUUCCCGUCACUGCAAUCCGAGAAAUCAAGUUGCUGCAGUCUCUCAACCACGUGAACGUGGUCCCGCUCCUCGAGGUCAUGGUCGAGCGGAAUGAUUGCUUUAUGGUUUUCGAAUAUCUCUCACACGAUUUGACAGGCUUACUCAACCACCCGACAUUUGCUCUCACGAAUGCGCACAAGAAGCACCUUGCGAAGCAGCUGUUCGAAGGGCUCGACUACCUUCAUAGGAGAGGAGUCUUGCACCGCGACAUCAAAGCUGCGAACAUUUUGAUUUCGAAGACUGGAGAGCUCAAGCUUGCUGAUUUCGGUCUUGCGCGUUUCUACCAAAAGCGCCAAAAGCAAGAUUACACCAAUCGUGUCAUCACUAUCUGGUAUCGCAGUCCAGAACUCCUACUCGGCGAGACUCAGUACGGUCCGGCGGUUGACAUAUGGAGUGCUGCCUGCGUCCUGGUCGAGAUCUUCACACGACAUGCCAUCUUCCCCGGUGAUGGCAGCGAAAUCCAUCAACUGGACAAAAUCUACAAUGUACUCGGAACGCCGUCGCGUAGUGAGUGGCCUGGGAUUACCGAGCUGCAAUGGUACGAACUCCUGCGGCCCACGCAGCGCGUCCAAUCGACAUUCGCAGACAAGUAUCGCGAACGUGUCUCACCCGAAGCUUUCGAGCUUUUGCAAGCGAUGUUCCUGUACGAUCCAGCGAAUCGUCCUACGGCUGCAGAUGUCCUGGAACAUCCCUACUUCACUGUUGAAGAACCAGAGCCGGCACAGGUGGUCGAGCUCGCGAAUCUGGAAGGUGAUUGGCACGAGUUUGAGAGUAAGGCUCUACGGAAGGAGAAGGAGAGACAGGAGCGGGAUGCGAGACGUGCGGCUCGAGAGGGCGAUAAGCGUAAGGCGGAGGAGACACCUACUGGCGCCGCACAACCCGACGCGAAGAAGCUGAAGGCUCCGGCCGGACCCAGUACCGAGGUCGCGGUAUAGAUGUGCGUUGUGAAAGGUAGAAUCCUCCUGAUUGUAGGCAGAGGUGUAAUGAAUAAAUUGGCAGUACAAGCCAGAGAACAGCAUAAACUGUAUCAUCACCCAUCAUGGAACAAGUCUGUGUGUCAAUCACGAGUUCUUAUUUCGGGUCGCUUGCCUGCGCUCUGGAUAAUAAUACAACCUGCCUCAUCGACAUGUGGUCCUGUUGCGUCCACUUCUUUUGCCCGCCGUUUCCAACAUAAGCAAUCAACCAAACCACCUGGUAUCACAAUAGACGGUCAACUACUCCAUAAAACACCAAUCCCCAAACUUUCCCAGUUCCUUUCAAAUUCAGGGCGCAGUAUA